CGCUGAGGCGUGGUAGGAAGUGGCAGCCGUCAAUCACGCGGGGAGACUCCAAACAGUGAGCCUUGAGCUGGAGAACAGCGUUUACCGGCGGGGCGGCCGGUUUUAUGAAUGAAGCUAUGGCUACAGAUUCCCCUAGAAGACCCAGUCGUUGUACUGGUGGAGUUGUGGUUCGCCCCCAGGCUGUCACAGAGCAGUCUUACAUGGAAAGUGUUGUGACUUUUCUACAGGAUGUUGUGCCACAGGCUUACAGUGGAACACCUCUAACAGAAGAAAAGGAGAAAAUAGUCUGGGUCAGAUUUGAAAAUGCAGAUUUAAAUGAUACAUCAAGAAAUCUGGAAUUUCAUGAAAUACAUAGCACUGGGAAUGAACCGCCUUUGCUGAUUAUGAUUGGGUACAGUGAUGGAAUGCAGGUCUGGAGCAUCCCUAUCAGUGGGGAAGCACAGGAGCUCUUCUCUGUACGACAUGGCCCAAUUCGAGCAGCUAGAAUCUUGCCUGCUCCACAUUUUGGUGCUCAAAAAUCUGAUAACUUUGCUGAAAAAAGACCCCUCCUUGGUGUUUGUAAGAGCAUUGGAUCAUCUGGCACAAGCCCACCUUACUGUUGUGUGGAUUUAUAUUCACUUCGUACUGGGGAGAUGGUCAAGUCCAUUCAGUUUAAGACAUCUAUUUAUGAUCUCCACUGCAACAAACGGAUCCUCGUGGUAGUCUUGCAGGAGAAAAUUGCUGCCUUUGAUAGCUGUACUUUCACAAAAAAAUUCUUUGUUACAAGCUGCUAUCCAUGUCCAGGGCCAAACAUGAAUCCUGUUGCUCUUGGAAGCCGCUGGCUUGCUUAUGCAGAAAACAAGUUGAUUCGAUGUCAUCAGUCCCGUGGUGGAGCCUGUGGAGACAACAUUCAGUCUUAUACUGCCACAGUCAUUAGUGCUGCUAAAACAUUGAAAAGUGGCCUGACGAUGGUUGGGAAAGUAGUGACUCAGCUGACAGGCACACUGCCUUCAGGUGUGACAGAAGAUGAUGUUUCCAUCCACAGUAAUUCACGACGGAGUCCUUUAGUCCCAGGCAUCAUCACAGUUAUUGACACUGAAACAGUUGGAGAGGGCCAGGUGCUUUUGAGUGAGGAUUCUGACAGUGAUGGUAUCGUGGCCCAUUUCCCUGCCCAUGAGAAGCCAGUGUGCUGCAUGGCAUUUAAUACAAGUGGAAUGCUUCUGGUUACAACAGACACCCUUGGCCAUGAUUUUCAUGUCUUCCAAAUUCUGACUCAUCCUUGGUCCUCAUCACAAAGUGCUGUCCACCAUCUGUACACUCUUCACAGAGGAGAAACUGAAGCCAAAGUACAAGACAUCUGCUUCAGCCAUGACUGUCGCUGGGUUGUGGUCAGUACUCUGCGGGGUACUUCCCACGUUUUCCCCAUCAACCCUUAUGGUGGCCAGCCUUGUGUUCGUACACAUAUGUCACCACGAGUAGUGAAUCGCAUGAGCCGUUUCCAGAAAAGUGCCGGACUGGAAGAGAUUGAACAAGAACUGACAUCUAAGCAAGGAGGUCGCUGUAGCCCUGUUCCAGGUCUAUCAAGCAGCCCUUCUGGCUCACCUUUGCACGGGAAACUGAACAGCCAAGAUUCCUACAACAAUUUUACCAACAACAACCCUGGCAACCCUCGACUUUCUCCUCUCCCCAGCUUGAUGGUAGUGACGCCUCUUGCACAAAUCAAGCAGCCAAUGACAUUGGGGACCAUCACCAAACGAACAGGGCCUUAUCUCUUUGGAGCGGGGUGUUUUUCCAUAAAAGCUCCAUGCAAAGUUAAACCUCCUCCACAAAUUUCACCCAGCAAAUCAGUGGGCGGAGAGUUUUGCGUGGCUGCUAUUUUUGGGACAUCCAGGUCAUGGUUUGCAAAUAAUGCAGGUCUGAAAAGAGAAAAAGACCAAUCCAAACAAGUUGUAGUUGAGUCCCUGUACAUUAUCAGUUGCUAUGGAACCUUAGUGGAGCACAUGAUAGAGCCACGGCCCCUCAGCACUGCCCCCAAGAUUAGUGAUGACACUCCACUGGAAAUGAUGACAUCACCUCGAGCCAGCUGGACUCUGGUUAGAACCCCUCAAUGGAAUGAAUUGCAACCACCAUUUAAUGCAAACCACCCUCUGCUCCUCGCUGCAGAUGCAGUACAGUAUUAUCAGUUCCUGCUUGCUGGCCUGGUUCCCCCUGGAAGUCCUGGGCCUAUUACUCGACACGGGUCUUAUGACAGUUUAGCUUCUGACCAUAGUGGACAGGAGGAUGAAGAAUGGUUAUCUCAGGUGGAAAUUGUAACGCACACUGGGCCCCACAGACGUCUGUGGAUGGGUCCACAGUUCCAGUUCAAAACCAUCCAUCCCUCAGGCCAAACCACAGUCAUAUCAUCCAGUUCAUCUGUAUUGCAGUCUCAUGGUCCGAGUGACACACCACAGCCCCUUUUGGAUUUUGAUACAGAUGAUCUUGACCUCAACAGUCUCAGGAUCCAGCCAGUGCGCUCUGACCCAGUCAGCAUGCCAGGGUCAUCCCGUCCAGUCUCUGAUCGAAGGGGAGUUUCCACAGUGAUUGAUGCUGCCUCAGGGGAGUGGGAACAGUGGGGAGCGACCAGCCCACAGGAAGAGGACACAGGUACCUUUGACCGCAGCGUGACCCUGCUGGAGGUGUGCGGGAGCUGGCCUGAGGGCUUCGGGCUGCGGCACAUGUCAUCCAUGGAGCACACCGAGGAGGGCCUCCGGGAGCGGCUUGCUGACGCCAUGGCCGAGUCCCCGAGCCGGGACGUCGUGGGAUCUGGAACAGACACAGCCCUUGACGUAGCAGUAAAAAACUUCACCCCUGAGAGACACAUGGCUGUGAAGUGUUGUGGGAAAAAAAAAGGAAAAAAAAAACAAUGCCAACAGCCCAGCGUCCGUGAGCAACCCAACAGUAACAAAGCAUGCAUUCGGGAUGGAGGAAGAACUUCAGCGAGAGGGAAGCAUCGAGACUCUGAGUAACAGCUCCGGUUCCACCAGUGGCAGCAUCCCAAGAAACUUCGAUGGCUACCGAUCUCCACUUCCCACCAACGAGAGUCAGCCCCUCAGCCUCUUCCCUACUGGCUUCCCGUAGGUACCAGCAACCUGCUUCUGGCUGGCCAGCCCGCUCGCCUGCUGGAGGAGGGGAGAAGCCCCCCUCUGGUCCUACCCUUCAGUUUCCUCUUUCAUCAACCACCUUCCCUAAGCUUAGUGACAGCAGCCACCCAUCCUACCUGGAUUGAGAAGAGACCCUUCUCCAAAGCACCUUCGUGUACCUGACCCCUGCCGCGCCUGUCAGUGGGGGCUGUGGCCAAGAGAGACUGCAGAAGCUCAGUCCCUUCUCUGUUUGCACAUGACAUCCUGCAUUGGAUCCGCUUUUGUAUUUUUUAACAUACCCACAGGGGCCUGGAACAGUGACCAUAUCUCGGGUGGGGAGAGGGUGGAUGGUCCAGCAGAGCAUUUGACCCUGCGUGGACGGUCUCAGCCCCAGCCUCCUCUGGCUGUGACACACACUGCCCCCAGCUUCCCUUGGUCAGCCCUGCUCCAGCAUGGGGUGAACUGAGGCCCAGAGUAUUAGGGAAGGAGAAGAGAAGGAGAUACCUCCCCUUCCUCCCUUCCUUCCCCAUCGGCUCAUGGGAAGAAUUUUUCUUAUCUUUAAGCCCUUUUACCCCGGUCCUGUACUGUUCAGUGAAGGAAAUUGGUUACUGAGGCCCUGUCGAAAGUGCACGUCUUGUCUAAUAAAUCACGCUGCAGUUGGUGUCUA
This is a messenger RNA of Lemur catta (Ring-tailed lemur), 3765 nucleotides long. It is a transcript of the gene BCAS3, whose product is annotated as BCAS3 microtubule associated cell migration factor. The record is from RefSeq and is a predicted model, not a curated record. Gene Ontology annotation, cellular component: cytoplasm. Gene Ontology annotation, molecular function: protein binding. The coding region runs from base 105 to 2984 and encodes 959 amino acids. The transcript is spliced from 28 exons. NCBI's taxonomy places the organism in Eukaryota, Metazoa, Chordata, Mammalia, Primates, Lemuridae. Gene Ontology annotation, biological process: autophagy; response to starvation.